GAAACUCCAGCGAAAUUGAAAACCAAACGAAACAAAACGCAGAACUGCAUAUGCCAUUCAUAUUUCCUUACAGUGACGCGUAAAUAAUGGCUUCCCGCGAUUAACGAACAGAUCUGAUUGGUUGCUAAGAUGAAUAACGAAGACGUGUGAUAUCCCUCACACCUUUCAAAGUGGGACAUUGGUUACCGCGCUAGAUUGCAAUGUCUGUCAGCGAUGUUGAAGAGGAACAGGUUUCAGAAGACUUUGAUGAAGAAGGAGAAAAUCUUGAGCAUGGAGAAGGAAAUACUGAGGAAACUGUUCAUAAACAAGCUUUAACGAAAGAAAUUAUUGCUGAGAACAUUUCAAUUCCAUAUAGACUUGGAUACGGUUUUUCGCAUGCUUACAUAAAACUUGAUUGUUCAGACAAAAAUCUUCUGGAUAUUGAGAUUUUACGCAGCUACAUACAUUUACGCUUUAUCAUUUUGAGUAACAAUUUCAUAACAGAUAUAUCACCACUUGCUGAAUUACCGAAUCUUCAAUAUUUAAAAGCUGACAAUAAUCAAAUUAUUUCAAUUGAAUCAUUGAAAUCAUCACACUACCUUCAAUAUUUAGAUCUUUCAAGUAAUAGACUGACCACUAUAAACAAUCUCUCAUUUCCAUAUUUACGACAUUUAAAAGUAAAUGACAAUGCAAUUGCCUCAUUAAAAUCAGAAACCAAUACAAAUCUUAGUUCUGAACAACUUCCAGAUUUACAUACACUUGAAUUACGUGGUAAUCGAUUGAACACAUUGAAUGGCAUUGAUGAUUUGAUCAGUUUAAAAACAUUAUACUGUGCAGAAAAUUUAUUACGUAGACUAGAAGGUAUUUCUAGUUUAAAAUCAUUAGUUCGUUUACAUCUACGUGAUAAUCGUCUAUCGAAAUUAACAGAUUUCACGGAAACUUUGACUUCAUUAGAAUAUAUCAAUUUAAGAGGUAAUCAAAUUUCUAAAUUUUCCGAAGUCAAACGAUUAAACUGUUUACCGUCAUUGAAAUAUUUGUCAUUAAUUGAUAAUCCAAUUACAGAAAAAGAUAAUUAUCGUCAAAUGGUCAUUGGAUUAGUAAACAGACUGCAACGUUUGGAUAAACAACGUGUUCUAGAUAUGUUUCGCAGUACAGCAAUAGAAUUUGCAACAAAACGUACUGAUAUACUAGAACAAGAAUUAAACGAAUCUGAUACAAUUGAAGAACAAACACCUGAAAGUAUGAAAAAAGAUUUAAGCGAGGAAAAAGAGAAAAUGCCAGGAGAAGAAGAAGAAGAAGACGAACCAGAAAAUAGUGACAAUGAAGGUGAUAAAGAACAAGUUGAAGAGGAAGACGAAGCAGUUGAAGAUGAAGAUGUUGAGGAUGAAGAUGAUGGUGAUGAUGAAGAAUGAAAAACAGGUGGGAAAAAGAGAAAAAAACUUGAUCAGUCAUGACAAAAAAAGACAAAUCUAACUUAUGAAAUCAUGAAAAAAAAAAUAGAUGCUUUUAUUACCUUUUUUUUGUAAAUUUUCUA
Schistosoma turkestanicum is the source of this 1513-nucleotide messenger RNA. NCBI's taxonomy places the organism in Eukaryota, Metazoa, Platyhelminthes, Trematoda, Strigeidida, Schistosomatidae. The record is from the annotation of a GenBank genome assembly.